UUACUGCGUGUUUAAAAUUCGCAUAAAUUAAAAACGAAAACUACGGUUUCGCAUUAUCUUGAAAUUUAUUUCUUUGUCGACAAAAAUUGCUGGCAAAACAGUAAUACGAUAUAUCUGCGUAUGCAACAAGUGUCAUGAAAUCGACGCUGAAACUCAGGGACAUUUCGGUUAAACUCAGUUAAGCUCAAUUCGCAUAUACGUAUCAGAACGGUGCGGACAUGAUAUGUCAAAUAUUGAUUUUGUGCACUGAGAAAACGCCGGGUAAUAAUCUUUAUAUCAAUCCUUCGUCACGUUGCAGCUGCAGCAUGAGUCAGCUGACGGCGGACAAAGAUGUUCCUUGGACGUGCAUAACCACUUUUGGCGGCAAAAAUAGACUCGCUUAUCAUGCCACACAAAUAUUCAGAUAUGCAAGUCACUUGUUAUCGUUGUUAUAUAUCUAUUGCAUGAUAAUUAUUGUCGAUUAGAAAAUUUCUACAUGGCCAAAUUAGUAUAAUUAUGUCAAAGAAGAAAAGAGAUCAUGAUUGGGCAGAAAAUGGUUUUGAAGAAUGGGGCGGCUAUAUGGCUGCGAAGAAGGCCAAACUGGAGGAGCAGUUUCGCAAAACGGCCAGCAAGGAAUUUAAUAAGGAAUCGUCGAAACUGCUCGAGGGAAUUGCGAUAUUCGUGAACGGUUACACGGAUCCAACGUCGGACGAGCUCAGACGUAUAAUGAUGACGCACGGGGGAAUGUAUCAUCAUUACAUGCGGCCUAAAAUCACCACUCACAUUAUAGCGUCCAAUCUGCCGUAUUCCAAAAUAAUGAUGUACAGAAGGAGCCAGAAUCCAAUUCCCAUUUGUAAGCCGCAGUGGAUCGUCGACAGCAUAGCAGCUGGAAAGAUCUUGAAUUUCCAGAACUAUUUACUUUAUUCCAACAGCACUAGCGUGCAGCCUCAGUUGGCAUACAAAUUAAGUAACGGGGAUAAGAAUAAUGCCAGCUCAAUCGUGCACGACGAACGAGACACCGAAAAGCCUGAAGCUUCAGCGGACACCGUUCGCAACGAAACUGAUACAAGUAACGGGAAUUCGUCAAAGGACGACGCGUGUAAUGGUGCAUCGAGACAAGAUGCGACCAACUCUUGCCAAUCAUCGAAUACGAGAACAGGCGCGCAGUCGACGAGGGACGCUGAGUUUCUGUCGGCGUUUUACAGUAACUCGAGACUGCAUUAUAUCUCUACCAUGGGAACUACGUUUAAAGAUUACGUGAACGAGCUGAGGGACAAGAGCGACGGGGUAUUUUCCGGCCUCGAGCGUUUGAUAAAAUUAAGAGGCACCAGGAACGCCUCGGUUGCCUGCGAAUCGGAUUCCGAGGACGAGGCGAUUUUUACAGAUAAAAUUACAAGCAAAACGAACCGUGGGCAGCGACCUGUUGUAAUGCACAUCGACAUGGACUGCUUUUUCGUGUCCGUGGGAAUAAGAAGUCGACCGGAGUUGCAUGACGCACCGGUGGCGGUGGCGCACGCUAAGGGCAACACGUUCUCGGCGAAUCACGACGGCAGGGAGGAGUUCGGCUCGAUGUCGGAGGUAGCCUCGUGCUCGUACGCGGCGAGAGAGGCCGGCGUGAGGAACGGCAUGUUUCUGGGGGAGGCGUUGAAGCUGUGCCCGAACUUGCGGACGAUACAGUACGAUUUCGAGGGCUACAAGGAAGUCUCUUACGUACUGUACAAUACUGUGGCGUCGUACACUUUGGACAUCGAGGCGGUAAGCUGCGACGAAAUGUACGUCGACUGCACGAAAAUCCUCGAAGCGUCUGGACUCUCGCCGUUGGAGUUCGCUACGAUAAUUAGGAAUGAAAUAAAGCGGAAAACGGAUUGCCCGGUGUCCACGGGAUUUGGCAGUAAUAAGCUGCAGGCGAGACUGGCAACGCGAAAGGCUAAACCCGACAAUCAAUUUUAUCUCAGCGAUCGGAAUGCAGAGACAUUCAUUCGAUCUUUUAGUAUAAGAGAUUUACCAGGAGUGGGCGGAACGACAACGUAUAAAUUACGUAAAAUGAAUGUACAUACGUGCGAAGAUUUACAGAAGAUCUCGUUGGGAGUUUUACAGAAGGAAUUCGGCAAAAAGAUGGGAGAGCAGUUGUACAAGAUGUGCCGUGGAUUGGACGACACAAAGCUGAAUCUGGAGUACGUCAGAAAAUCUGUAUCGGCCGAAGUUAAUUACGGCAUAAGAUUUCAGAAUAAUGGCGAUGCUGUCGACUUUUUGAGCGAAUUAUCCGUGGAAGUGUGCAAUCGGUUGACAGCAGCCCGUGCGAAAGGCAGAUGCAUCACGCUAAAAUUGAUGGUCAGAGCUGAGGAAGCGCCGAAGGAAACCCCGAAGUUCAUGGGCCAUGGUCUUUGCAAUUAUAUUACAAAAUCGAAAAAUCUUAUAGCGGCCGUUGACGAUGUCAGUAUCAUCAAAAAGGAAGUUAUAAAUAUUUGGAAUCAGUUGCAUUUAAUACCCGAAGAUAUGAGAGGAAUUGGAAUACAAAUAUCUAGACUGGAAAUAUGCAAGACUAAGCAGGCUAAAAGCAACUUAAUUAAUUUCUUUAAUAAAACGAAAAGGUCACAACCAAUCGAUAAAACGUUGGGAGAUGACAACAAAGAUACUCGUUGUGUCUCAGACGAGAAAUCUGAACCGGAUUGCUCUGAAGUACCUUCAACUACAGAAUCAUUAGCAAUAAAAAAAAAUUGUGAUACAGAAAUAAGUAAUUUGCCGUUGGAAUCAGCAAAAUCUUCGAACGGCGUCGAUUCAGAAAUUCCAGUCAGUGUUCAAGUCGAGCCGUCAACGUUUGUGGCUAAAUCAAAAAGUAAAAAGUUGCACAAUUCUAAGGUAAAUAAAAAUACUAAAGUGAAGGAAAUGCUUGGAAAGUCCAAUAAGAAAGUAAUGCAAAGGCAGACGUCUCAAGAGAAUUUCUUUAAACAAGUAAAACCAAACGGCGGGAGAUCUUCGAAAUACGCGAUACCACAAAUGCACGAUCUCGAUAUGUCCGUGUUAGUCGAAUUGCCCGCAGACAUAAGAAACGAGAUAUUCGAUGAAUACAAGAGAAACAAGAAGCAGGCUGCGAUAAGUGCCGCGAGCAGGGUUGAUCCGGUGAAUGAAGUUAAGUACGACGAGGAGAGUUCGAAUGUACAGAAUUGCUCGCAAGUUGAUCCGGAUGUUUUAUUAGCUUUAAUGGAAAACGAUUUGCAUCCCGAUGUGCAACGCGACGUGCAGAUGUACUGCGAUAUGAAGAGAGAGGCGAACAGAGCGAAUUCGAAAGAAACAAAUGAGAAAAGCGAUAGCGAACGAUUGCAGGAAACGAAUGCGAUUUCUUCAAAAAUCAAUGAUAACAAAGAGAAUGCAAUACUUGUAAAGAGCACUUGUACAAAUAAACCCGAACGUAUACCACAAGAGAACGCAAUGCAUGCCGGAGAUCAAUUGUGCGAAAAGCAUGACGCGGUCGAAGCAACAUCCACAUCGUGUCGGAUCGAUCAUGUUGACACUUCACAUAAUAAUGUUACGAUGGAUAAAGCCGAUACCUUUAUUUUACAGAAUUUAAGUAUUUUACAUAACAAUGAGAACGUAGAUAAACAUCAUGAAAUGUUGAUUAAUCUUGUGAAUCAUCUCUUCACCCUUCCAUUACAACAGGUAAAACUGCAAAUACAAACAUGGGUUACUAAAUCUAAUGUCGUGAAUGAAGUAGACUUCCUGUCACUCGCGACGUUUCUUAGCAUGCUUCCCGGAAAGAAACGUAUCGAAGAUCUACACAUUUUGUUGAAAACCAUGCACAGAUGUACAACGAAAACCGGGAACUGCAUUUGGCAUAGAACAUACAGAAGAACCGUGAAACAUGUCCAACGUUAUAUGCAGAUCGAGUACAACAACAAUCUAAUGGUACCGUUGAUCAGAUGUAAUGAUCCGAGAUGUGAUAACGAUAAUUGAAUUCGAAAUCUUCGUAAAAUUUAAUAAAUUAAAUUUCUACUAAUGAGUGUGUAAUAUAAGAAAUCUAUUUACAAG
Molecule: messenger RNA, 4005 nt
Organism: Wasmannia auropunctata (little fire ant)
Lineage: Eukaryota; Metazoa; Arthropoda; Insecta; Hymenoptera; Formicidae
Gene: Rev1
Product: DNA repair protein REV1
Exons: 7
Coding region: 496-3930 (1144 amino acids)
Biological process (GO): error-prone translesion synthesis; error-free translesion synthesis
Cellular component (GO): nucleus
Molecular function (GO): deoxycytidyl transferase activity; DNA-directed DNA polymerase activity; damaged DNA binding
Source: RefSeq, a predicted model, not a curated record